Ilex paraguariensis (yerba mate) is the source of this 6671-nucleotide messenger RNA. The record is from the annotation of a GenBank genome assembly. NCBI's taxonomy places the organism in Eukaryota, Viridiplantae, Streptophyta, Magnoliopsida, Aquifoliales, Aquifoliaceae.
GAGAGAGAGAGAGAGAGAGAGAGAGAGAGGAGAGGAAAUUUCAGAAAAGGGGGGACAUAUAUCUAGGUUUUAUGAAAUCUGAAUCAUAGUCAUAGACUUUCUUUUUUGUGUUAGAUUUCGUUUUUGUGUUUGCUAUAUAAUAAAAUGGCGACGCCAUUAUCGGGGCUUCAGAACGGUGGCGUAGCGGUAAUGGCCGGACCGGUGAACCAGCUCGAUCAAUCUGGAUCGUCAGGCAACGAGCCUUCUUGCUUGUAUAGCUCGUCGCCGAUUCGCAUAUUUUUGUUCUUCCACAAAGCCAUACGGUCCGAGCUCGAUAGGCUACAUAGAGCGGCCAUAGCUUUUGCGACGGAUCAGAACGGUGAUAUUAAGCCCUUGUUGGUGCGGUACCACUUCCUUAGGUCGAUUUACAAGCACCACUGCAAUGCCGAGGAUGAGGUCAUUUUUCCAUCUCUCGACAUUCGUGUGAAGAAUGUAGCACGCACUUACUCCCUUGAGCAUGAGGGAGAAAGUAUUCUCUUUGAUCAGUUGUUUGCCCUGUUGGAUUCAAAUAUACCAAAUGAAGAAAGCUACAGGAGAGAGUUAGCCUCUUGUACAGGAGCCAUUCAAACAUCAAUUAGCCAGCACAUGUCCAAGGAAGAGGAGCAGGUGCUAGCAUUGGUUUAUGGUUCAUGUAUCUGUUCUUCAUUGGGCACAUUGUGAACCAGACAACUGGUGGAGCAUUGUGCAUAAGGUAGUGCGAUGGAGGAUGUUGUGCAUUGGUCAGCAUCAUUCUGAAGAAGAUUGUGUCCCUACGCAUUUGGGAUACAAAAUUUGGGAUCCCUAGCAGUGCUCUUUUGAUAUGACUAGGAUGGUAGCAUGUAUGUAUUUGCCUUCCCUGGGUUUUGUGGAUCGUUCAUUGAGCUACUUCAAUUUUAUUAAUAUAUAACAAAUGCAAACAAACAAAAAAAAAGCUUUUCCUUUUUUGCAGUGUACUUGUUGAGUUUGUGCCCCUAGAAAAUAGGGUGUGUAGCUUUCGUACUAUGCCACAAUUCACAGGUCUUGACUUUCCUUUAUUCUCUAAUGAUCUGUACAAGGUCAAAACUUCUUACAGAAGUACAUUUCUUUUUAUUUUGCAGGUGUUUCCUUUGCUUAUUGAAAAGUUUUCAUUUGAAGAGCAGGCAUCAUUGGUGUGGCAGUUUUUGUGCAGCAUUCCAGUAAAUAUGAUGGCCGAGUUUCUGCCAUGGCUUUCAUCCUCCAUUUCCUCUGAUGAGUGUCAGGAUAUGCGUGAAUGCUUGUGUAGAAUAAUUCCAGAAGAGCCACUUCUUCAACAGGUCAUAUUCACGUGGAUGGAUGGGACAAAGAUUAAUAACAAGCGCAAAAGUUGUGAAGAUGGUUGUGAACGUCAAAGUUAUCUGGAUAAUGGGGUGAGCCCCUUAAGAAGUCCGAUCAAGAAAGGGCAUUGUGCUUGUGGAUCUUCCAGGGCUGGUAAAAGAGUUUGUGGGGAGUUGAAUUGUGAUCUUGCGGAGUCCAAUCUGAACCGACCAGUAGAUGAAAUAUUGCACUGGCAUAAGGCUAUCAAAAGAGAAUUGAAUGAUAUAGCUGAAGCAGCCAGAGGGAUAGAGUUAUCUGGAGAUUUUUCUCACCUAUCUGCAUUCAAUAAGAGGCUCCAAUUUAUUGCAGAAGUUUGCAUUUUUCAUAGCAUUGCUGAAGACCAAGUUAUAUUCCCUGCUGUGGAUGGCGAAGUCUCUUUUGCCCAGGAGCAUGCGGAAGAAGAAAGUGAAUUUGAAAAGUUUAGAUGCCUAAUAGAAACUAUUGAAAAUGCUGGAGCUAAUUCAUCUUCUGUUGAAUUUUAUACAAAAUUGUGCUCUCAUGCUGAUCAUAUAAUGGCUACCAUAGAGAAGCACUUCUACAACGAGGAAGUUCAGGUUCUUCCACUUGCGCGAAAUCAUUUUAGCCCCAAACGACAGCGCGAACUUCUAUAUCAAAGCUUAUGUGUCAUGCCCUUGAGACUGAUUGAGUGUGUCUUGCCGUGGUUGGUAGGAUCCCUUAGUGAAGAAGAAGCAAGAUCUUUUCUUCAUAAUAUGCAUAUGGCAGCUCCAGCAUCAGACACUGCACUGGUCACCCUAUUUUCUGGUUGGGCAUGUAAAGGUCGUCCUACGGAUGUUUGUUUAUCUUUAAGCGCAAUUGGUUGCUGUCCAGCCAAAGUACUGACUGAAGCUAAAGGUGAUUUAGAUAGACCCUGUUGUGCUUGCACCUCUCUGUUUACUUCUGUGGAAGAUUUUGCAUUUGAUGAAGUUGAUGGUAACAAACGGCCAGUUAAACAGGGAAACUCCAUUCAACGGGAAGAUAGUGGUUCUUGUGAUCCUUUGGGAAUGAAUAUGCAGAAAGUACCUUAUAGUAAUCAAUCUUGUUGUGUUCCUGGAUUAGGAGUGAAUAGCAACAAUUUGGGUAGCUCUCUUGCUGCAGUGAAAUCUUUGCGUUCCUUGUCAUUUGGUCCUUCUGCUCCAACACUUUUCUCUAGUCUUUUCAAUUGGGAAACAGAUAUAAGCUCAAGCAACAUUGGAUGUGCAACAAGACCGAUUGAUAACAUCUUUAAGUUUCAUAAAGCCAUCCGCAAAGACCUCGAGUAUCUGGAUGUUGAAUCUGGAAAACUUAAUGAUUGUAAUGAGACUUUUCUUAGGCAGUUUAGUGGUAGAUUCCGUUUAUUAUGGGGCUUAUAUAGAGCUCAUAGUAAUGCAGAAGAUGAUAUAGUGUUCCCUGCAUUAGAAUCAAAAGAAACGCUUCAUAAUGUUAGCCACUCAUACACCUUGGAUCACAAGCAGGAAGAGAAGCUAUUUGAGGAUAUUUCGGUUUCACUUUCUGAGCUUUCUCAACUACAUGAAUACUUGAAUAGCACAAAUCUGAUGGAACAUUCAGGUGGAAAUAUCGUUGAUUCUUCUGAUUGUAAUCAUAAUCUGGGAAAGUACAAUAAGCUUGCCACAAAGGUUCAAGGCAUGUGCAAAUCCAUUAGGGUAACCCUGGAUCAGCAUGUUUUCCGUGAAGAACUUGAGCUCUGGCCAUUAUUUGAUAGGCAUUUUUCUGUGGAGGAGCAGGACAAACUUGUUGGACGUAUAAUUGGUACAACAGGUGCAGAGGUGCUCCAAUCAAUGUUGCCAUGGGUAACAUCUGCUCUUACUCAGGAUGAGCAGAAUAAGAUGAUGGACACAUGGAAGCAAGCAACCAAAAACACAAUGUUCAGUGAAUGGCUUAACGAAUGGUGGGAAGGAACUCCUGCUGCAUCUUUACAAACAUCAACAGCAGAGAGUAGUAUUUUACAAGGCAUUGAUGUCCUUGAAGCGCUGGACCAAAGUGAUCAAACUUUUAAGCCUGGCUGGAAAGAUAUUUUCAGAAUGAAUCAAAAUGAGCUUGAAUCAGAGAUAAGAAAGGUUUCUCGGGAUCCAACUAUUGAUCCAAGAAGAAAAGCCUAUCUCAUUCAAAAUCUGAUGACCAGCCGCUGGAUAGCUACCCAACAGAAGUCACCUCAAGCAAGGAUUGGUGAAACUUCCGACAAAGAUCUAAUUGAAUGUUCUCCAUCAUUUUGUGACAUCGAGAAACAAGUAUUUGGGUGUGAGCAUUACAAACGAAACUGCAAACUCCGGGCUGCUUGCUGUGGCAAGUUAUUUACAUGCAGGUUCUGCCAUGACAAUGUCAGCGACCAUUCUAUGGAAAGGAAGGCUACAUCUGAAAUGAUGUGUAUGAACUGCCUGAAAGUUCAGCCAAUUGGACCAAUUUGCUCAACACCAUCAUGCAAUGGACUUUCGAUGGCUAAAUACUACUGCAGUAGCUGCAAGUUUUUUGAUGACGAAAGGACAGUUUAUCACUGCCCUUUUUGCAAUUUAUGCCGUCUUGGGAAGGGUCUUGGUGUUGACUUCUUCCAUUGCAUGACCUGCAAUUGUUGCCUGGGGAUGAAAUUAGUGGACCACAAGUGCAGGGAGAAAGGUCUGGAAGCAAAUUGCCCCAUAUGCUGUGAUUUUUUAUUCACUUCCAGCGCAACUGUCAGAGCACUUCCUUGUGGCCAUUAUAUGCAUUCAGCUUGCUUCCAGGCUUAUGCUUGCACUCACUACAUCUGCCCAAUUUGUAGCAAAUCUAUGGGAGAUAUGUCGGUAAGCUGAAGCUUUUCCUUCUUGUUUUUUUUUUGAUAGGAAACGAAACUCUUAUGCUAAUAAAAUUUGAGAAAUACAUCAAAAAGAAUGGAUGAGAAAUCCAACCAAGAGAUAAAAAACAAAGAGAAAAAAACACACAUAACAAUCCUAAAUCACAACUCUCCCUCCAUCCUAGUAAAAUAAUAAAAAGCUGAACUCCUUUGAUAUCAUUAGUAACUAGGGUUUCCAGAUAUCUCAAUUGGUUAAAUUCGAAACAAGUGUCUUGUCUCCUCUCAAUGAAUGCUUGAAAGAACCAUUUUAAUUUUAAGUAAUGAAUAUUAUUCUUUGAUACGAAAGAACUCCUUUUCUAAGAACUCCUUUUCUGUCAUUCUAUCAAAAUCUCAAAUAUUUUGCAAAAAUGUAACUUACUAUGAGUAGUCAGGAGUAGAAUAUUGAGGGAAAUUUUUGAAAAAUAUUGUGAUGAUAAAAUAUGAGUGGCAAAACAAGAUAGAAAUUUGCUAGUUAUCGUUAGAAGAGAGCCAAUUGUUGAGCAUUAAAGAAAGUCUAAAAAGAAAGACUAUGGCGAGAUGGUUAGUCCAAUGGCAAAGAUGACUACUAUGCAAGUGCUCAUCUCUCUAGCAACAAGUAAGUCCUGGCGUCUACGGCGGAUGGAUGUAAAAAGUGCCUUUCUCUAUGCUGUCUCUCUACACCGUUCUCCUGGCUUCACCGGAAGGAAUUUGAGUAGUAGGCGAACUUUCACAUGCGGCUUCUUAACUUAAGAAAGAUUGAGACUUUUAGACAAGCUUUCAAGCUGCAAAAGCAGUGAUUUCAUGAGCAGACACUAGUUCCGGAACUAAAACUCCCGUUUGAUCAAGUGAGUCACGAAGUGAUGGUGGUAGAAGGAAUUUUCCCAUUUUUCUUCCUGGUCCAAUAUUGGUUCUCGAAGGUCUUAGUUUCUGUGUAGAAGCAAACUCCACAAAUUUAUGAUCAACCUUUCCUUCAGUAAUCUUACAACGAACAGAAGUUUUUCUAUUGCAAAUUCUUACGGAACAAGACAGUAUGUACAACUAGGCAUUUGGGACUUUCCUUCCUAACCCUAACUGCUCUAGUACGGGGCUUCACAGUCUUGAGUAUCUCUUUUGUAACUGAGAUAAGGUUCGACACAGAGAGACUUUCUGGCAUAACUUGAAGUCCAAAAUGAAGCUAAUAAUGAAUACGGUUUCAUAACCCAUCCAACCACUUGUGAUGAUCUAAAUUUUUUUUUUUCAUUUCUUUCUUUCCAAAUAAUAACCCAAAAUGCAACAAUGAUGGCACAAUUGCAAAUAGUGACACCUUUAUCAAGCCUUCCAAGACCUUUAAACAAACUACAUGGAGAAUAAGUUCUUUUAUAAUGCUCUCUAUUAUGACUUCAUUGGUGAAACAUUUGGAUACAACAAUACUCCGACGCCGUUAUUCACCGGAAUCUCAUAAUUCACACUACCUCUCGAGAUCCUUCUAUUUUAUUGCGCAACAACACCGUAACCUAGUUAUCUCCUAGUUCAGCCCCAAUGCCUCCAAAGAGUCCCUAUUCACUCCCAUGUUUGACUCUAUACCUCAUCAUUGCUGAACCAAGCACUUCUAUUCAUCACCAAUCCUGCUGUACCCUGCAAUUAUUUGUUUUUCUUUGUUUUUUUGUUUGUUUUAUGUUUUGUGGAUUUUAAGUGUUAAGGGCAUGUUUGUUCCUGUUCACUACAUUGCAUAUCUGUCCUGGUUCACUCCGCUGGUGGUGUAUUGUUUUUAUAGUUUGAUUUGCAUGUAUGAUGGCAUACGAUGUUUUCAAUAAUCAUCAUUUGCACAAUGAACUGUCAUGACGAACAAUUUGGUAUGCCCCAUCAUGUUGUGAGUACAGGUCAGUUUUUUUGAUUCAUUGUAUGGGAGAAAAAUAAACGAAAAUUCAUAUGCGAUUUACUGAAUCCAUAACUAGAAUUUAGAAAAACGUACCGAGCAUUAGCAAGAAUUCAUCGACAAAGCUUAAAUUGCCGAUUAACACCCUUAGUUGUAUGAAGUUUAUAUUGAGGUUCGUGUUCUUUUAUUCAGGUGUACUUUGGCAUGCUUGAUGCUUUAAUGGCUUCAGAGGAGCUUCCAGAAGAAUACAGGGACCGCUGUCAGGACAUACUGUGUAAUGACUGUGAUAAAAAGGGAACUGCAUCGUUUCACUGGCUGUAUCACAAGUGCGGGUUCUGUGGAUCGUACAAUACCAGAGUGAUCAAGAUUGACUCAAACCCUAAUUGCUCGACAUAAUGAAGGACGUUUGGCCUUUCCAAGGGGGUUUAGUCGUGUAAAUACAUCUGUUAUUACCAAUCAUAUACGGCUUUGUAAAUCACCUGCAAUUUUCCCAAAAACUUUUACCAACUCCGCAUACACAGAACGUGGUUAUUCCCAUCAAUAUACGAGGCUAUAGUUACUGUUGUUUUGUUAACGCAUGGAUUUUGUGUUUGUGUCUUUGAUAUGCUUGGCGGUAAAUGCAGAGAUAGAUUAUGCAGAGGGAAUCAAUUAAAUACUUGAAGAGCAAUGAGCAGUCACACAUUAGGC